CAGUCUUAACCAGUGUCAGUUAACAUUGUGUUGAUAUGUGCAGACUUUGAGAUGUUAAGAAUUCGGAUUAUGGCUCUUAUUAAAGCACCGUAUAUUUGAUAUUGAGUUAAAAUAAGUUAAAACAACUUGGAUGCUAUGACGAAAAAUAUUAAACAUCAUUAUAUUCCAAUAAUGCGUUUUUUAAAUGUUCUUUUUCCUAUUCGGUGAAUUUACAUAUGCUAGAUGAACUAUCUAUUUUGGAUGCAAAAUACAAGAUUUACUAAAACUGUGAACUGCGUGAAUAGUAGUGUACAUGAACAGUUUAACACCGGGAAAGAUGUAUACUUAUCCUUAUUGGAUUUGAUGCUCCCAAAAAUGCAUAUAUUGUUGCUUGUAGAGGAAAGCUGAAAUAGGAAACCACAAUGCAUGUUAGAACUAUAGCUGUGUGUAUCAUUUCUCAGGUUUUCGCUUGCAUCGUGUCCGCGAGCCAGUGGUCCACAUGGAGUCGAUGGAGUGAGUGUUCACGCACGUGCGAUGGCGGGGCUCGCUACAAGACACGGAAGUGCAGCUUGGAGGAGGGACAGCGCUCCCACUGCCCCGGGCAGGAGAUUGAGUACUCUACCUGCAAUACGCAGUCAUGUCCUCGCCACGUUCUCGACUUCCGGUCAGGGCAAUGCGCUGCCUACAACGACGCCUCCUAUUCGGGCUACAAUUUCCGGUGGGUGCCGUCCUACGAGGAUAAAAACCCUUGCGCGCUCACGUGCCUUGCGGAGGGGACAAACAUGGUUGCCAUAUUGGCCCCAAAGGUUCUGGAUGGCACGCGUUGUCGCGAGGGAUCCAUGGACAUGUGUAUUAAUGGGAGAUGUGUAGCGGUCGGCUGCGACUACAGACUCUACUCUAAACUGAAAUCUGACGCAUGUGGUGUGUGCGGGGGCGACAACAGCACGUGCGGACGCGCACGCGCUAUGACGUCUCGACGUCACACGUGGAUACAGACGGACUACGGGCCUUGCUCUGUGACCUGCGGUGUAGGUGUGAAAGAUAAACGCCUGCUCUGCUUUGACACGCACGACAGCCGAAUGGUUGAUGCGCAUGCGUGUGCCCAUGUGGACAUGCCCACCGACACACGCGCCUCGUGCUCCCAGGGAAUAUGCCCUUCAGACUGGAGAGUCGGACCAUGGCAAAACUGCACACGUGACUGCGGGGGCGGUAUCUCGUGGCGGAUCGUCACGUGCGUGAAGACGAACGAGGAUGACACGCAAAUUCUCGUGCGUGAUAGCGAGUGUGACGAGAACAAGCGUCCCUCCUCGAGGAAAUCGUGCAACGGUCUUAUGUGCCCAACGUGGCACGCUGGCGAGUGGUCCGUGUGCAGCGUGAGUUGUGGCAAGGGCGUGCAGCGGCGGGAAGUCGUGUGCCGGCACGUGGGUGACGUGUUCUGUCACGAGGUGGAGAAGCCUCGAACCGUGAAGACCUGCACCACCGGAGUUCCUUGCUACGAUCUCGCAGGGGACAUCCAGGAAAGGAAGGUUGGCGAGUUUGGGGGUGGGGACGGUAUCCAAGGAGAUCAGGCCAUCACGAAAGAAGACCUCUAUACACCAAGGUUCGUGACGACCACGUGGGACUCAUGCAGCGCCACGUGCGGCGAGGGAGUCCACUUCCGGUACGUGCGUUGCCAGGUGUUCCUGCGCUACCUGGACGACUACGUGGACCUGCCCGACGAAGACUGCUCCGAUGAGGCCAAGCCGGCGGAGAAGGAGGUGUGCAUGGUUGAGCCGUGCUACGACCAGUACCACUGGGUGCCCGUCGGCAUGACCGCCUGCAGUCACACCUGCCUCGGAGGUAUUCAGGAGACGAUAUUCGCGUGCAUGUCCAAGGUCAACCAGAUGACAGUGGCGGACUCGUUUUGCGCGGAAGCACCGCAUGUGCAGGUGGAGAGGCGGGUGUGCAAUGAUAGGCCCUGUCCACAAAGAUGGGACCUGGGAGCGUUUGGGAGUUGUUCCAAGUCUUGUGGCGGCGGAGUCAAAAGUCGGGCGGUGAAAUGUAUCCAGGAGUACGCCCAGAAUUCUGUUCUCAAUCUGCCAGACUUCAUGUGCGCCCAACCCGGGCCCCCCUUCACCACCUACUGUAACGACAUGGACUGCCCCGCCCACUGGACCGUGGGUAACUGGUCUAUGUGUUCAGUGACCUGUGGCAUUGGCGUACAGAUGCGCAUACCACUUUGUCAGCGUGUCCAAAACUCAAGUCUUGUAAACGUCUCACUCUCAGAUUGUGACGUCACAGUGAAACCUCUGACGGAAAUGUCAUGCAACUUAACAGCUUGUCCACAGCCAAAAAUUAAAGUUAACAAGCUGAAAUUAUUUCAACUGAACAAGAUAAGAACAAUCCGACUCUCAGCGGGUAUGGAAGGCCACAUAUUACCUGACACAAACAUUGUUAUAAAGUGUCCAAAUGUUGGAUUAGACCGACAAAAAGUGACGUGGUUUAAAAAUGGCCUAAAAUUUAGACGCUCCAAGCGCGCGAAGGUUGCUCGUUCCGGAGCUUUGCGCAUACGGCAAGCAUAUCCGGGGCGCGAUGACGCCGUAUAUAGUUGCCUCAUUGGUGGAUUAGAGGCAAAUGUUACAAUAAGCUUUAUAUCUUCCUUCGAGUUAUUGCAAGCAAAAAUAUUAAGGGAAAAGUAUUUAAAUGGAAAAGAGGAUAAUCAUAAUGUUUUAAAUAAAACCGUAUAUUACAAAGACCCAAUAGACCGGAAGCGGAAACCGUUGACUCUAAUCUCCACCGAGUGGUCCCGGUGCAGCGUCACUUGUGGUGGUGGCCUCCAGUCACGCAACAUAAGCUGCGAGCUCAUUUCGUCGCGCUACUACGCGGCGCUCCCCAAGGAGGAGUGCUUCCGGCACUCCGCGGUGUCUCCGGCGCUCAUUCAGAGCUGCAACGUUGACCCGUGUGUGGAGUGGCAAACCGGAAACUGGUCUGAGUGUUCGGACCUAGACUGUGUUCGGUAUGAGUAUUCGAUCCAGCGGCGCUCCGUGGACUGCGUGAAUCUCUUCAACGACACCGUGACCAACAGCUCCUGGUGCACCGGCCUCGGUUUCCCGCCGGACUCAAUCCGGGAUUGCUUCAACCGGAACUGCAGCGUAAAGUGGCUCACGUCUAAGUGGUCGGAGUGCAUUGCGGAUUGUGGCGAGAAGGGGAUUCGAGUGCGUUCCUACAAGUGUGUUUGGUCGGGAUCCGAGCUUCCAGCAACUUUUGGAAGCUGUGACGUCAUAGCGAGACCCGCAACCACGCGCACGUGCAAGGCAAAGCCGUGUGAAGAUCUAGAAUGCCGGGACGAGAGCGAAAACUGCCCCCUCGUGGCGCAGACUGCACUGUGCGACUACCCCGCCUACAAGCGCACGUGCUGCAAGUCGUGCAGAAACCAGAGCGACAUCGACAACGACACAGAGGAGGCGAAAACAUAAUGUCUACUACAUAUUUUGAAUUGUAUACUACUUGCAAUUAUAUUGAACUGAUAUAGAAUAUUGAUUUGAGUCGAGCAUGUGAUAAACUUAAUGGACGCUAUUGGAGGUUAAACUUUUUAAAGACUUUAAGAUUGAAGUCAGUUAUUUAACAAAGAAUGAUAGAUGGCAAAAGACGAUUCAUUCGUGCAGUUUUACAAUGUUCAGCCGUCAUCUGUGACUUACCGUUAUAAGGACACUAUUCAAAGUGUAACUAUUUUUAGUCAAGUUUGAGUCCUUUUUUCGAUCCAUCGGGACCUCUUGAGGCGUUCAAUAAUAAAAAGUUAUCGGUGUACGUUGUGUACAUUAUUUAGCACUUUAAUGGCUAAACCUUUUUAACGAAAUAUGUUUGUUACUGAUUAGUAAGUUGACCAAUCCUUCAGUAAUGCACUUGUAUGAUAUGUUCAUACUGUACGGUGCAUACCUUGUGCAUUUGAGUCGUGUUCUGAGAAAACUGGGCAUAAUGCAUGUGCGUAAAAUGUCGUCCCAGAUUAGCCUGUGCAGUUCGCACAGGCUAAUCAGGGACGACACUUUCCGCUUUUAUGACAUUUUUCGUUUAAAUGAAGUCUCUUCUUAGCAAAAAAUCCAAUUCAGGCGGAAAGUGGCGUCUCUGAUUAGCCUGUGUGGACUACACAGGCUAAUCUGGGACGACACUUUACGAACAUGCAUUAUGCCCAGUUUUCUCAGAACGCGACUCAUUUGUAAGUAUAGCGAGAGAGAUUGAAAGAAAACAAUAAUCAUAGGGCCGUUUUAUUUAUUAUUGUUUCUGGAAGUAUUGACAUGAAUCCAUUUGGCAGGUUCUUUUUUAUAAAAACAGUGCAAUAUAACAUUCUUGUUUUUCGCCGCUAACAAAACAACAACAACAACAACAACACAAAACACGUAAAACAUCAACAACAACAGCACGACUGUAAAAACGUGAGCACACAUGAACACAAUAAAAUGUUAUUGUCGUUUUGCUAAAUAAGAAUAACACAUACAUACAUGACGGUACAUAGUUUAUGACCGCAAAUGUUAAAGAGCAAAACUUUGCCAGUUCCAAUAACACAACUAUAAACAGUUGAUGAACUAUUUAUUCACUUCGUAGAAUCAAUCGAAAGAAUCGUAUUUGUGUGAUAUUUACUAUAUGAAACUUUCCGACAUUGGUACUAAGCAACCGCUGUUUAGUAGAAACUGCAAACACGGCAACAGAUAAUUUAUAUUUAUCACAUUUCCGCCUUUUCCUGUCGUCCGCGUUAAUUCGCUAUUGCGAUCUUUUUUUCUUGUCUGUUCAUUACAAAGCUGUGUAAUAAAUACAUUGAAAAUGGUCGUAUGGAACUUGUUUAAUAAUUUAACAAAUUUCCUGGCAUUUCAUGUUAGAAUAAACACUGUGCUUGCGUGAAUAUUAGUAGUGUAACAAUACGCGGAUCCCCGUAUAUACGUUUUGAAUGCAAUUAAUACCCUUUGAAAAAAAAAUCUAGAAUAUUUUUCAUAUUAGUUAUAUAUUAGUUAUUCGCCAACUUAAUGCAAACGACAUUCAAGAGAAAUUUGGAAAAAAAACAACAACUGAUUAUUUAAGUAGCUAAAUGUCAUACUUAAUUGGCUUAUUCACAAAGUAUUUUUAACUCUCAACAUAUGGCUUUUCUAUGUCUCAUACUGAUCCUCACACAUUGCAGGAAUAACAGUUUCUGAAUAGUAGGUUCUAGUUGGAAUGAACUCUCGAGUAUUCAUAUCAAUAUAGAUAUGUGCAAUCAAUUAUAAUUAUGUACAGUAUCUAUACAAAUUGAAAUACUACUAAUUACACUUCAAAACCAACAUACUGGUGAUUGCAUUACGGAAAUUGUGCUCGAUAUCAAACCUUAUUUUUCGAAAAUUUGUCUUUUAUUCUCUGAUUCAAUACUUUUAUUUCCAGUAUUUUUCGCUUUCUGAAAAUAAUUUUAUAAAAAUUCAUUUAAAGAAACUUGUCAACAUUAUUAAACUGUGUAUACAUAUGUAUUUUAUUUCUCAACAAUAAGACCACAGAAAAACAUUAAACAAACUGUACUAUGUUUACCAGGUAAAAGGAAUCCGACAUUUAAAAAAAGUUGUUUAUUAUAUUAAUAUUGUCAUUCAGAAAAAUGCAAAUCGAUACAAUAUAUCGUUUCAAUGUACCGCGAUAUAUCUGUAAUACGUAGUUUGAAUAUCUAAUAUUAACUAUUUUAAACAUGCGUUUGUGGUAGAGAUGCAUUUUUUAAAUUAAAAACAUUUUAAUAAACUAUACAAUCCUUUACAAUUUUUGCCGUUAGAUUGAAGUUACUUUUGAUUUGAGCGGGCCAAUUAUUGAAUUAUGCCACAAUUGUUACUUACUCUUAUACAUGUUUAUCAAUUGUAACAACAUAAGACAUUGAUUUUCGCAAGAAAACUAAACUUUUUUUUUCAAAGAGCCUGUGGUCAUAUGCAUAUUUGUUAAUUUUGUUAGCGUUCAUUUUCAUAUGAGAUAUGUAAUAGCUUUUAUAUAUUGUGCGGUUGUAUUGACUAACGCGUAUUGUAGCGAGGACUGUACAAAGUUGAUAUACUUGAAUUUAACAUAUUUAUUGUGACAAUAGAUAGAACAAAUAGCCUA
Molecule: messenger RNA, 6051 nt
Organism: Dreissena polymorpha
Lineage: Eukaryota; Metazoa; Mollusca; Bivalvia; Myida; Dreissenidae
Product: ADAMTS-like protein 1
Exons: 17
Coding region: 402-3434 (1010 amino acids)
Biological process (GO): extracellular matrix organization
Cellular component (GO): extracellular matrix
Molecular function (GO): metalloendopeptidase activity
Source: RefSeq, a predicted model, not a curated record